Messenger RNA from Pipistrellus kuhlii (Kuhl's pipistrelle), 5574 nucleotides. It is a transcript of the gene KCP, whose product is annotated as kielin cysteine rich BMP regulator. Bases 196 to 5406 code for a protein of 1736 amino acids. NCBI's taxonomy places the organism in Eukaryota, Metazoa, Chordata, Mammalia, Chiroptera, Vespertilionidae. The transcript has 42 exons. The record is from RefSeq and is a predicted model, not a curated record. Gene Ontology annotation, molecular function: protein binding.
AGGACUGGGUCAGGCCCGGAAUGGGACCCCGGGAUCGAGGUGCCCAGCAGGAGGUAGGCGCAGCCUGCAGGCUGACAGACUCCAGAAGCUCUCCCUGAACAAAGCCUGGGUGGGAGGCGGCCUGGCGUGUCCCCACCCCGCCUCCCCCAGUGCCUGCUGAGCCGAGACCACAGCCAGCAGCCAGACAGAGCGAGCAUGGCUGGGCUGGGGGCCGCUCCGCAGCUGCUCCUCCUCCAGCUCCUGAGCCUGGCGCAGGCCCAGGGGGUGGGCAGAGGUGGCGCUGUCCCCGGGGAGUCCCUGGGGCUUGCUGACAUCCGUGACUACCAGCAGCAGGCUCCAGCCCGCUCCUCAGACCCCGCCGGGGCCGCCCAGGAGCAGUGGCGCCCUCUGCAGCAGUCGCUGGAAAGGCUGGAGGCUGAGGUGGCACAGCUCAGAGCGCAGAACCAAGACCUGCAGGAGAGGGUGAGGCAGCUGGAGUCCUGCGAAUGCCGCCCCGCUUCCCCCCAGUGCUGGGCGCUGGGGAGGGCCUGGCCGGAGGGGGCCCGCUGGGAGCCUGACGCCUGCACGGCCUGCGUCUGCCAGGGUGGGGCCGCUCUCUGUGAUCCCAAGCCUGGCCUGCCCCAGUGCCACGGCUGCAGCCACAAUGGUCAGGCCUAUGGCAAUGGGGAGACCUUCUCCCCUGAUGCCUGCACCACCUGCCACUGCCUGGAAGGAGCCGUCACCUGCAGCCAGAAGCCAUGCCCAAGGGGACCCUGUCCGGAGCCAGGAGCAUGCUGCCCACACUGUGAUCCAGGCUGCUCGGACGGUCCCAGGGCUGGGGAAACAUGGCGAGCUGAGCCCUGUGUCACCUGCUCCUGCCAGGCAGGGACCGUGCAGUGCCAGGGGCCCUCGUGCCCAGAGCUUAACUGCCUGGAGAGCUACACCCCACCCGGAGAGUGCUGCCCCGUCUGCCGGCCAGGCUGUGAGUACGAGGGGCAGCUUUACCAGGAGGGGGCCAGCUUCCUGUCUAGCUCCAACCCUUGUCUCCAGUGCUCCUGCCUGAGGAGCCUGGUUCAGUGUGUGCCCAUGAAGUGCCUGGCCAGCCCCUGCCCUGAGCCAGUCCUGAGGCCUGGCCACUGCUGCCCGGCCUGCCAAGCCCCGGGCUGCACAGAAGGUGGCUCUCGCCGGGAGCAUGGCCAAGAAUGGACUGUACCUGGGGACCCCUGCCGGAUCUGCCAGUGCCUGGAGGGCCACAUCCAGUGCCGCCAGCGAGAAUGCUCCAGCCUGUGCCCGUACCCCGCCCGGCCCCUCCCGGGCACCUGCUGCCCCGUGUGCGAUGGCUGCUUCCUGAACGGGCGGGAGUACCUCAGCGGGGAGCCGGUGGGCUCCGGGGACCCCUGCUCGCACUGCCGCUGCGCUAACGGGACUGUCCAGUGCGAGCCUCUGCCCUGCCCAGCCGCGCCCUGCAGACACCCAGGCAGGCUCCCCGGGCAGUGCUGCCCCGUCUGUGCCGGCUGUGAGUACCAGGGACACUACUACCAGAGCCAGGACACCUUCCGGUUCCAGGAGGGCGGCCGCUGCCUGCGCUGCUCCUGCCAGGCCGGCGAGGUGUCUUGUGAGGAGCAGGAGUGCCCUGUCGCCCCUUGCACCCAGUCAGACUCUGUUCCCCAGCUGUGCUCAGCCUGCGUGCUUGGCGGAGAGGAGUUUGCCGAUGGCGUCCAGUGGGAGCCUGACGGUGAGCCCUGCACAGCCUGCUCCUGUCAAGACGGGGUGCCCGUGUGCGGGGCUGUGCUCUGCCCCCCGGCCCCCUGCCAGCACCCCACCCAGACCCCUGGCGCCUGCUGCCCCAGCUGUGAGAGCUGCACCUACCACGGCCACGUGUAUGCCAACGGGCACAACUUCACGGACACAGACCGCCCUUGCCAUGCCUGCCGCUGCGAGGACGGCACCGUGAGGUGCUCCUCGGUGGCCUGUCCACCCACCACAUGCGCCAGGCCCCGGAGCGGACCAGGCCAGUGCUGCCCCAGCUGCCCAGACUGCAUCCUGGAGAAUCAGGUGUUCGUGCACGGCCAGCGCUUCUCCCACCCCCGGGACCCCUGCCAGGAGUGCUGGUGCCAGGAAGGCCAUGCCCGCUGCCAGCCCCGGGCCUGCCCCCAGCCCCCCUGCGCCCACCCGCUGCCCGGGCCCUGCUGCCGCAGUAACUGCGAUGGCUGUGCCUUUGGUGGGAAAGAGUACCCCCACGGAGCAGACUUCCCCCACCCCUCGGACCCCUGCCGCCUCUGCCACUGUCUGAGCGGCAGCGUGCAGUGCCUGGCCCGCCGCUGCCCGCCGCCGCCCUGUGCGGAGCCCGUCCUGCUGCCCCGGGAGUGCUGCCCGCAGUGCCCAGCCUCCCCCUCCAGCUGCCCGAGGCCCGGGGGCCACCAGGAGCACUUCUUCCCGCCGGGGGACCCCUGCCGCCGCUGCCUCUGCCUGGACGGCGCCGUGUCCUGCCAGCGGCUGCCCUGCCCGCCCGCCCCCUGCGCCCACCCCCGCCGGGGACCCUGUUGCCCCUCCUGUGACGGCUGCCUGUACGAGGGAAAGGAGUUCGCCAGCGGGGAGCGCUUCCCUUCGCCCACCGUGCCGUGCCACGUCUGCCUCUGCCUGGAGGGCAGCGUCAGCUGCGAGCCCAGGGCCUGUGCCCCUGCCCAGUGUCCGUUCCCUGCCAGGGGUGACUGCUGCCCUGCCUGCGACGGCUGUGAGUACCUCGGGGAGUCCUACCUGAGCGGCCAGGAGUUUGCAGACCCCCGGGAGCCCUGCAGCCUGUGCACCUGCCUGGAAGGCGCUGUGACCUGCGGCCGCAGACCCUGUGCGCCUCCGGGCUGCAGCCACCCGCUCGUCCCCUCCGGGCACUGCUGCCCCUCCUGCCAGGGAUGCCUCUAUCACGGCGUCACUGCCGCCCUGGGGGAGACCCUUCCGGACCCACUGGACCCCACCUGCUCCCUCUGCACCUGCCGGGAAGGUUCCAUGCGCUGCCAGAGGAAGCCAUGCCCGCCAGCUCUCUGCCCUCACCCCUCUCCAGGCCCCUGCUCCUGCCCCGUGUGCCACGGGUGCUUCUCUCAGGGCCGGCAGCGCCAGGAUGGGGAGGAGUUUGAGGGGCCCACAGGCAGCUGUGAGCGCUGUCGCUGUCAGGCCGGCCACGUCCGCUGUGUGCGGCUGCAGUGCCCGCCCCUGGCCUGCCCGCUCCAGGUCACAGAGCCAGGGAGCUGCUGCCCUCGCUGCAGAGGCUGCUGGGCCCACGGAGAGGAGCACCCUGACGGCAGCAGCUGGGAGCCUCCGGACAGCCCCUGCUCCUCCUGCCUGUGCCACCAGGGCGUGGCCACCUGCGCCCAGGUCCAGUGCGUCAGCUCCUGUGCCCGGCCCCGCCAGGGGCCCCGGGACUGCUGCCCUCGAUGCUCAGACUGUGAGCAUGCGGGCCGGAAGUACGAGCCAGGGGACAGCUUCCAGCCUGGGGCAGACCCCUGUGAAGUGUGCGUCUGUGAGCUGCAGCCUGAGGGGCCUCCCGGCCUCCGCUGUCACCGACGGCAGUGCCCCAGCCUGGUGGGCUGCCCCGCCAGCCAGCUCCUGCCCCCGGGGCCUCAGCACUGCUGCCCCACCUGUGCCCAGGCCCUGAGCAACUGCACGGAGGGCCUGCUGGGGUCGGAGCUGGCCCCGCUGGACCCCUGCUACACCUGCCGGUGCCAGGACCUGACCUGGCUCUGCGUCCACCAGGCCUGCCCUGAGCUCAGCUGUCCCCCCUCCGAGCACCACACCCCCGCCGGGGGCUGCUGCCCUGAGUGCCGGGAAACCAACACCAGCAGGUUGGGCGGUGGGCACCCCCUGCUGCGGGCCUUCGGGGUGAGCUCCAGGGAGGAAGGAGGCAGCCGGAAGGACAGGACGGUGCUCCCCCAGCCUCCUUUCUCAUCAGAAUGUGUGGUGGAGGCCGAGGGCCGGAGAGUGGCGGAUGGAGAGAGCUGGAGGGACCCCAGCAACGCCUGCAUCACUUGUACCUGCCAUCGGGGCCGCGUGGAGUGCCGCCGUGAGGAGUGCCAGGCCCUCUCCUGCCCACUUGGCUGGGUGAAGGCUCUAGACGCUGGCCGGUGCUGUGAACGAUGCCAAGAUCCCUCAGCUCCCGCCCAGCCAUGUGAGCACCAGGGCCGCCAGGUGGCCUCCGGGGACAGCUGGGCCGUGGACCCCUGCACCAGCUGCUCCUGCGUGGCCGGCACCGUGCGCUGCCAGAGUCAGCGCUGCCCGCGGCUCUCCUGCGGCCCCGACGAGGCUCCCGCCCUGAACCCCGGCAGCUGCUGUCCCCGCUGCCUGCCGCGGCCGGCUUCCUGCAUGGCCUUCGGAGACCCGCACUACCGCACCUUCGACGGCCGCCUGCUGCACUUCCAGGGCGGCUGCCGCUACGUGCUGGCCCGGCACUGCCGCGGGGGCGACUUCAGUGUGCACGUGACCAACAGUGACCGGGGCCGCAGCGGCGUGGCCUGGACCCAGGAGGUGGCGGUGCUGCUGGGAGGAGAGGUGGCCGUGCGGCUGCUGCCGGGCGGCGCGGUCACGGUGGACGGGCGCCCCGUGGCCCUGCCCUUCCUGCAGGAGCCGCUGCUGUACGCUGAGCUGCGGGGCGGCACCGUGAUCCUGCACACCCAGCCGGGGCUGCAGGUGCUGUGGGACGGGCGGUCCCAGGUGGAGGUGAGCGUGCCCGGCUCCUACCGGGGCCAGACCUGUGGGCUCUGCGGGAACUUCAAUGGCUUUGCCCAGGACGAUCUGCAGGGCCCUGAGGGGCUGCUCCUGCCCACUGAGGCUGCCUUUGGGAACAGCUGGCAGGUCCCCGAGGGGCCGGGGCCCGGGCGGCCCUGCGCCAAGGGCCGGGAGGGGCACCCGUGCCGGGCGGCAGGCUACCGGGCCCGGCGCGAGGCCAAUGCCCGGUGCACGGUGCUGAAGUCCGCCCCGUUCGGCCGCUGCCACGCCGUGGUGCCGCCCGAGCCCUUCUUCGCCGCCUGCGUCUACGACCUGUGCGCCUGCGGGCCCGGCUCCGCGGCCGCCGCCUGCCUCUGCGAUGCCCUGGAGGCCUAUGCCAGCCACUGCCGCCAGGCGGGGGCCACGCCGGCCUGGCGGGGCCCGACGCUCUGCGGGGUGGGCUGCCCCCUGGACCGCGGCUUCGUGUUCGACGAGUGCGGCCCGCCCUGCCCCCGCACCUGCUUCAACCGGCACGUCCCGCUGCGGGAGCUCUCCGCCGCCUGCGUGCGGCCCUGCGUGCCCGGCUGCCGGUGCCCCGCCGGCCUGGUGGAGCACGACGCCCACUGCAUCCCGCCCCAGGCCUGCCCCCCCGUCCUGCUCACCGGGGACCGGCCGCCCCGAGACCCGCUCAGCCCCGGCCAGGCGGCCCGGGGGACGCUCGACCCGGGAUGACAGCGGCCGGGACUCAUCCGACCCAAGUCCCUCCUUGGAGAGCGGCUCCCGCCCCCGCCCGGGCUUCGGCGGGAGCGCCCUGCCUGGCCCGGGAGCCGGGCCCGCGUCCCAGAAAGCCCAGCCGUGUUGAGUCAGAAACAGUAAACGCGGGGCCUGCCCUAAGGCUGC